AUGGAAAAGAAAAUUCGGGAGACCAGACAGGAGGCCGAGGUGCAGGCUAAGAGGAAGGCAGACAUCCUGAUCCAGACCGAGGACAGUGGUGGCCGCGGAGGCCGUGGCAGCUCAGGACCUAGUGCAAGCAGCAAAAUCACCCUGAUUCUUCAGAGGCUCUUCAGGUUCUCCUCUCUCAUUCGGUCUGCAGUCUCAGUUCAUUUGAGGAGGAACACUGGUGUUACAGCAGUGGCAUUUAAUAAGGAACUUGAUCCUGUACAGAAACUCUUCGUGGACAAGAUUAGAGAAUACAGAACUAAGCGACAGGCAUCUGGAGGAGCCACUGAUACUGGCCCAGAGUACCAGCAAGACCUAGAGAGGGAGCUUUUUAAGCUUAAGCAAAUGUAUGGUAAAGCAGACAAGAAUAUGUUCCCGGACUUCAAAUCUGAAGAUCCUAAAUUUGAAGCCAUCGAAAAACCCCAGUCCUGAAGAAAGAAUGUAAAAUGUAUUUGGUAAUUUGUCCUAGAUUAGUUGUACAGCU
Molecule: messenger RNA, 520 nt
Organism: Leptonychotes weddellii (Weddell seal)
Lineage: Eukaryota; Metazoa; Chordata; Mammalia; Carnivora; Phocidae
Source: RefSeq, a predicted model, not a curated record